Molecule: messenger RNA, 1426 nt
Organism: Macadamia integrifolia
Lineage: Eukaryota; Viridiplantae; Streptophyta; Magnoliopsida; Proteales; Proteaceae
Product: BURP domain protein RD22
Exons: 3
Coding region: 118-1191 (357 amino acids)
Source: RefSeq, a predicted model, not a curated record
AGCUUUAUAAAUUCCCUUACACUCACCCUUCUUCCCAUUCUAUAUGCUUAGUUUUCCGUGUCAUCUCCUUUAAACUAUCCUUAGCUUUCUGGUCUUGUUUUCAAACUUCAAGCUUCAAUGGAUCUCCGUCUCUUGCCUAUCGUUGCUUUCCUUUCACUCGCUUUGGCAGUGACUGGUGCAACUCUAUCUUCGGAGGAUUACUGGCAAUCAGUGUUGCCAAACACGCGGAUGCCAAAAUCAAUCCAAGAUCUUUUGUCAUCUGCAGAUGUAACAGAAGAGAAGAGCACUUCAGUUAGUGUAGGAAAAGGUGGUGUAAAUGUCAACACCGGAAAAGGGAAGUCCGGUGCCCCCACGGGAGUAAACGUUGGACGUAAGGGUGUAGGUGUGAGCACUGGUAAGCCGGAUGGUAAAACCAAUGUGGGUGUCGGAAAGGGUGGGGUUUCUGUACACACAGGUCCAAGGAAGAAGCCAGUCGUCGUCAACGUGAGCCCAUUCAUCUACAGCUAUGCUGCCUCCGAGGAUCAGCUUAGAGAUGACCCAAAUGUGGCCCUCUUCUUCCAAGAGAAGGACUUGCACCAAGGCACUACCAUGAACUUACACUUCACCAAGACAACAUCUGGUGCCACCUUCCUGCCACGCAAAGAAGCCGAGACCAUACCCUUCUCCUCUAACAAGUUCUCCGAUGUCUUACAGCGAUUCUCAGUUGUGCCCGGAUCAAAAGAAGCUCAGGUGAUGAAGAACACAGUCCAAGAGUGUGAGGAGCCAGCGGUACAAGGAGAGGACAAGUACUGUGCUACUUCAUUGGAGUCUAUGGUGGACUAUAGCACUUCAAAGCUUGGGACUAAUGUUCAGGCCAUGUCGACUGAGGUGGACAAGGAGGAAACCCAGAAGCAACAGUACACCAUCACAGCAGGUGUAAAGAAGAUGUCUAGCGAUAAGGCUGUGGUAUGCCAUGACCAACCUUACGCGUAUGCUGUGUUUUACUGUCAUUCAACUCUAACCACAAGGGCUUACAAGGUUCCAUUAGUCGGUGCUGAUGGAACAAAGGUUAACGCCAUUGCUGUGUGCCAUACUGACACAUCUAAGUGGAACCCCAAGCACUUGGCCUUUCAAGUACUUAAGAUUAAGCCUGGAACUACUCCAGUUUGUCACUUCCUUCCUGAAGAUCACGUUGUGUGGGUUCAAAAUUAGACGGAGAACAUAUCAUAUAUAACACCGGUAUUCCUGCUUUGGCUUGCUUCUUGUGCUUAUAGGAAGGUUUGUUUCCAUGGGCACUUACCACGGCACCUAGUACAUUCAUGUACUAGUACUUCACAGUUAUCUCCCUCUAGAGUUAGUUUGUCUGUUCUACAUAUGUACGUACAUCUCCAUGGAGAUGUUCACAUCUAAUAAUACAUAAUAAAUGCUACUACUUUAUUUUUACUCA